Podarcis muralis (Common wall lizard) is the source of this 3216-nucleotide messenger RNA. The record is from RefSeq and is a predicted model, not a curated record. NCBI's taxonomy places the organism in Eukaryota, Metazoa, Chordata, Lepidosauria, Squamata, Lacertidae.
UGUGUAAAGAAGGACCCAGGAAGUGAACCAAACUGGUGGAAAUAGGAACCUCUUGCCCAACGCCAUGAAGUUACUCAUCACCAUCUCUGUAAUGCUGAGUGUUCUCGUCACAGACAUAGCAUCAUUUCACCACCGGAAGAAAGAUCGCAAGCUGGGAAGCAAAGCUAAAUAUGAACAUAAAGGUUGCACCUGUCUGAAUGGAGGAACCUGUGUCUCCUACUACCUCUUUUCUGGAAUGAGGCGUUGCUUAUGCCCCAAAGGAUAUAGUGGGGACCACUGUGAAAUCGAUGCUGAAAGUCGCUGCUAUACAGACAACGGGGAGGACUACAGAGGGACUUUGUCGGUGAAUGAGAAAGGUGACAGGUGCCUGGACUGGGACUCCCCUUCGCUGCAGAGAUGGCCUUAUCAUGAUGGCAUGGAGAAUGCCAUGAAACUUGGGUUAGGAAAGCACAACUUCUGCAGAAAUCCAGAUGGUCGAUCCAAACCGUGGUGUUACGUUAGGAAUGGUUAUCGAACCUCUUCAACAUCCUGCAAAAUCGACGCAUGCCGAAAAGAAGCCACAUGUGGCCAGAGGAGCUUCCGCAAGUACUUCAAGAUUGUGGGCGGUUUCAAAGCACCCAUCGAGUCUCAGCCUUGGAUAGCAACCAUCUACCACACCGAUAAGAGAGGAGGUAGUCAGUUUCUUUGUGGCGGCAGCCUCAUAGAUCCGUGUUGGGUCCUGACAGCGGCACACUGCUUCGGAAGCAACACUCCUGACCUAUCCAAGCUGACUGUUAUUCUUGGGAAGUCUGAAUUGUACACUGAUGAUACGAAGGAGCAAAAAUUUAAUGUUGAUAGGGUUGUCAUUCAUGAGGACUACACACUUCAGAGAACGGAUUAUAAUAAUGAUAUUGCCCUGAUGAGGAUCCGGUCAUCUUCUGGCCAGUGUGCACAAGAGUCAGACACUGUGAAGACCACCUGCUUGCCAUCGCAAGACUCAUUUCCAGACAAUUUCCAGUGUGAAGUUUCUGGCUAUGGAAGAGAAAACAAGACUGACAUUUACUUCGCAAGGAUCCUGAAAUCAACCAAUGUCAACCUGAUACCCCAGUCUUUGUGUAAGAAAUACUACAAGGACAGGGUGACGGACAACAUGUUCUGUGCUGGAGAUGAAACGUGGCAGACAGAUUCAUGCAAAGGAGAUUCCGGCGGUCCCCUGGUUUGUGCAAGCAGUGACAGGAUGGUGCUAUAUGGGAUCGUCAGCUGGGGCGACGGCUGUGCUGACAAAGAGAGGCCUGGCGUCUACACGAGAGUCGCAAAUUACCUUCGCUGGAUCGAAACCCACAUGAACGGCAUCCAUUUCAAAAGUUCCUACCUUCCUAAAUGAAGAUAUGGCAGCUUUCCAUGGAGUAUGGAGCAUGGAGCAUGGAAACUAAGUCAAAGAAUGUUACAGGCCGUUGAAACGCCAAGCCUUGUUUUGGAGUUGACGGUUCUUUGGUGGCUACCUUGACUGGACUUAACAUCAGGUCAAUUCAUUAACAUUUGUGUCGCUAUGUCUGAAGCGGAAACCAUCACUGAACAACACACAUUCUCCCAUGGUGGAGUGGGGAAGCUCUUCAAUAUUUAACAUUUAAAUAAGGAGUGUUUUAGCCAGCCAAUGUAAUAUACAUGUGGCCUUAUCUACAGGAGUCAGUAUUUCAUUUUGUCAGUAGGUGCGGGGGUUUUUUGGUAAGGUUUUUAAAUUGGCUACUAACGUGCCAUCCAGAAAAACAACUCAGACUCAUUUAAUUGAAUGAGAUUUCAGGACAACUGUGCUGCCCUAUUGAUUCAUUAUGUGCGUUUAGAUCUCUGUGGGGUGUAAUGUCAGGGUUUGUUUGUUUUUUAAAGACAAAAAAACAUGUCUAAGAUACAAGCCUUUGUCAUAACCUGAAUUUGGAAACCGUUUGAGGGCAAUCAAAAGCAACAAUCCCAGGGACUUCCUGGGUGUCAUCACCCAGGUCAAGAGACAGUGAGUUGUCCACAGGAACAGCCAAAUAUAUUUUCCCAUUCCCAAAUGGCUCUGAAUGUGCCAUAAUAUCUGAGAAGUUUGCAAUGUCUCAAAGGUUGCUGGGGGACAUCACGUGCAGAUUCCAGAACUGCUUCACUGGUGUCUCUAAGAUAUUGUCACAAUUUGGACUGCUUCUACAAUGAAGCUGGUCCAGUUUGUUUAAGGCAGCUUAGCAACUCAGAAGAGCAGGCAAUUGAGCAUAUGUUUGUUGACCUCACAAUGAUGUCUUGUUGAGGCAUAGAGCAGAUUGUUGCUUGAGUAGUAGCUUGCAGGGAGGCCCAUGAGGCCAUCACCACUUGGCUGGAGCUCAGGAGGUCUGGGGCUCCACAGUGUCUAAAUGGGUAUCUGCGUGAGAAACUCAAGUAUGAGGUACCGCCAUAAUUUGGGCUUCAUGAUGGGAAGAAAGGCAGGAUUAAAUGUAAGGUGAAGGGGUGGGGAGUUAAAAUAUAAACAAUUUCUGGCAUUUUCUACCAACUUUGAAAAGCAGCAACGGGGAAAGUAUUUUGAAAAGAAGCAGAAUGGAAACAAAAAAAUCGUUUUGAUUUUUAAUUCCAAGGUUUAGCUGUCUCUGGCUUCGUACGACUUGUCAUUCCACAGGUGCUGUUGAGAUAAGAGCGCUGCAUUUUUAACAGGGUUCACGAAUGAAUAUUAUUUCAACAAAAACCAUCCUUCCUCCAUGUUGGCAUUUGCACUCCCGGUUGCUGCCCAAAGGACUGGUUCUACUAUAUUUGUCUGACUCUCUGUGUAGAUUGCUGACAGUAUUUCAGCUGCCAAUUUUUUUAAUGAUAAGGUGGCUAAAUUCUGUUAUGCACCUUAAUAAACAACAAAAAAACCUGUUGUGGUAUAAUACGUGGUGUGUACAAGGCAAAACUCAGAGCAUAGCUAGACCAGAGAGGUCAUUUUUGACAUUGCAGAAUUUUACAGACCCUGAACUGGGUCAAGCUUCAGCAAAUGAGGGUGUCCCUCAUAAUGAAGAACAUUUGUAAAUAUUGCUUGCCUUGCCAUUUUUACAUGUUUUCCUAAGACUCCUGGCAGUAGCUUUUUUAUACAAUUAAGAAAGAAUGUUUUAUUCAAUGAAUAUGUAAUAUAUGUGCUGGGGCUGGAACCCCAAUUGUUAUUUAAUAAUCUUACUUUAACUUAUUGUUUAUAAAUCGUGGAUUUUAAACACCAAUAAAAUAUUACUGCUGUGUGGA